Molecule: messenger RNA, 3140 nt
Organism: Impatiens glandulifera
Lineage: Eukaryota; Viridiplantae; Streptophyta; Magnoliopsida; Ericales; Balsaminaceae
Exons: 19
Coding region: 349-2907 (852 amino acids)
Source: RefSeq, a predicted model, not a curated record
CUCUAAUAUGCCUUUUUAGGGGUUUUCUUCCAUCUUCAAUUGGAUCAUCAAGGCGGCCUGAAGAACACUUCUAUAUAACCUAUUUAUCCAUCUAUCUGUAUUCGAUUCCGUCUACAUCAUCUCUUUAUGGCUUGUUUAAUUCUUAUCUGAAAGUCUCACCUGAUGCUAAAAUAACUGUGCAUAGAAGCAAAUUUUAUGCCACUUAGGUCGGAACCUUCAAGAGGCAAAUUAUUGGAGCUCAAUCUCUGAAGUCUGACCCCUUAACUGAAGAGUUCCAACUCCACCUUGCUGAAUUAAUUUCACCUACCAAUUACAUCUUCACCCUUGUAAGGUAAAGUGGUGCAAAUUAUGGAAAGGAAUGAUGAUUCAGGUAGCCCUAGUUGGAGUGCUUCAUUCUUCAUGCAGACUAAGGAAGAUGUAGCAAAGGCAGUUGCUGCGGCAACUGCAGCUUCCACUUACGUUCAUUCACCCCGUCCAUCUGGAAUAUAUUCACCAAAGGAUGAGAAUGGCUCUAGUUCGCUUAAAAAACUUCAGCAACAAGUUUAUAAAGUGCUAAAAGGUUUCUCCCAGCAGCCAGAAGUGAGAAGAGGCACUUACAAUCCUGAGGAUCUAACCAGCCAAAAGCGUCAAUGGGCAAGAUUUCAAUUGCAACACCUGGACAAUAAAGCUUUGAAAGAACCAUCAAGGAUUUUUGAGAGCAUGGUAGUGGUAGGACUUCCUCCUAGUUGUGAUGUUGAAGCUCUUCAAAAGCAGUACUUUGGAAGAAAGCCUGAAGGUUCAGGAAAAUUUAGAAGUACUCUGACCAGUCAGCGUCAAUCCCGCGUGGGACCAAACCUUGAACCCCAGGUCUUAUUUGUAUAUCCUCCUGAGAAACAGUUGCCUCUUAAAUACAAGGAUCUUCUUUCAUUCUGUUUACCUGGUGGAGUGGAGGUCCAUGCUGUGGAGAAAACUCCUUCAAUGAGUGAGCUGAAUGAAAUACUACUUGGACAGGAACAUCUCAAACAAAGUGACCAGUCAUUUGUAUUCAGGUUGCAGGUUGCUGAUGAUUCAACAUUGUAUGGUUGCUGUGUAUUGGUGGAAGAAAUUGUACAAAAGCCAUCUCCAUUGAUAUCCAUGCUUUCAGAUGUACACUAUAUUAGUCCAACUUUGAGCCGCUAUGUGCUGACCACACACCGAUGUUACUGUAUUCUGUCAAGGCUCCCUUUUUUUGAGCUACAUUUUGGCGUGUUAAACAGCUUAUUUGCUGAAGAAAGGUUGGAGCGGUUAACAAAAAAUAUUGGCAUUUUACACAUGGAGUCUGAGGAGCAGAGUGAACAUGAAAUUUCAGGAGGAGGCUUAUACAAAGAAAUGGGAGAUGGAGCAAACAAGCAACUUAAUGAAACAACCGUAGUUUCUCAUUUGAACUCAAAUGGUCAUACUCAGAAUGACAAGAAUGAGAGUUGUAAUCCACACCAUGAAGCUGUAGAUAAAACUAACGAGAGCUGCAAACAACACCAUCAAGUUUUAGAGGAGAUCGAGCAUUGCAAUCCUCACCAUCAAGUUGUAGAGGGGAUUAAUGAGAGUUUCAAUCCACACCAUCAAGAUGUCGUGGAGAUCAAGGAGAGUUGCAAUACACACCAUCAAUGUAACGGUGAUGUUCCUGUUAACCAUGCGGAACAAUGCACUGAGAAAUUUCCAGACAAAACAGAAUCUGGAGCUGGGACUCCGGUGUCUGAAAGUUCUGAUGUUUGCAUUGCUAGUGUCGAUUUUUUUGUGGCAAACAAACAAGCAUUGGAAAGAUGCCUUCCAAGUGCCGUGUUGCCUCUUCUUAGGCAUCAACAGUAUGACAGUUUUGAAUCUUGCUCAAGUUUCCAAGGUUCCCCUUGUGAAGAUAGAAUCUUUAGGAGUGACAUUGAUGAUGUAGAGACAGAGGAGGCAUCCUCUUCUGGUCAAGGAUAUUCCUCUUACUACAGUGAUAUCCUGAAAUGGGCUAAGGCUAACAAUCAAGGAUCCUUGCAAAUAAUUUGUGAGUACUACCAUCUAAAGUGUCCUUCCAGGGGCUCAACAAUUAGAUUUCAUCCAUUAGAGCACCUGCAUCCAUUGGAAUAUCAUAGACCUGAUGAAACAACUAUGCGUUUUACUGGCUCAAGAAUUGGCCUUAGCACUAGCAGAACCAGUUUAGAGUUAGUUGAGGCACACAGUACACUUCUGGCAGAGGAAGAGGCGACUGCUUUGUCUGUAUGGGCAGUUGCAUGCUUAUGCGGCUCCUUACGUCUAGAGCAUGUUUUGACAUUUUUUGCUGGGGCUCUAUUGGAGAAGCAGAUUUUGGUUAUUUGUUCCAAUUUGGGAUUAUUGUCUGCCUCAGUUUUGUCUGUGAUCCCAUUGAUCCGCCCCUACCGUUGGCAGAGCUUGUUGAUGCCGGUUCUGCCUGAUGACAUACUGGACUUCUUGGAUGCUCCUGUCCCAUACAUUGUUGGUGUAAAGAACAAAACCAUGGAGGUGCAGUCCAAGCUGACAAAUGUUAUUCUUGUUGAUGCAAACAAGAACCAGGUGAAGUCAUCAGCUAUACCGAAUCUUCCCUACCAAAAGGAGUUGUAUUCAUCCUUGAGCCCUUACCAUGCAAAGCUCGUGGGAGAAAGCUUCUUGGGUAAAAAAAGGCCUAUUCAUGGAUGCACUGAUGUGCAGGUCGAAGCUGCCAAGGGUUUCCUGGGAGUGCUGAGGACUUAUUUAGACAACCUUUGCUCAAAUCUACGUUCCCAUACUAUUACAAAUGUUCAAUCCAAUGAUGAUAAAGUUUCCUUACUAUUAAAGGAGAGUUUUAUUGAGUCAUUCUCCUACAAGGACCGGCCUUUUAUGAGGCUUUUAGUGGACACUCAGUUGUUCUCUGUACAUACGGAUUCUGUACUCUCAUUUAUUCAGAAGGAAUAGAGUUUUCAUGCGAGGUGACCAGAUAUUUUCUUUUUGGGUGCUUUUCUCUGUGAAAGCAAGCCUUGUAACGUUUUAUCUCCUACACGGACACAUAUCCAUAUUUAAAAUGAUUUUGACUCUCUGUGGCUGAAGUGAGUUAAGGGGCUAGGUAUAGGGCAAAAUGUAUGUAUGAUACUUGUAGAAUAUGAUUGCAUAAAUGAAAUGAAGGAACAGUUCUUUAAAUGGGUUGUGUU